Messenger RNA from Lutzomyia longipalpis, 2169 nucleotides. RefSeq names its product solute carrier family 52, riboflavin transporter, member 3-A. The transcript is spliced from 2 exons. Gene Ontology annotation, biological process: riboflavin transport. Gene Ontology annotation, cellular component: plasma membrane. The record is from RefSeq and is a predicted model, not a curated record. Lineage: Eukaryota; Metazoa; Arthropoda; Insecta; Diptera; Psychodidae. Gene Ontology annotation, molecular function: riboflavin transmembrane transporter activity. Bases 759 to 2090 code for a protein of 443 amino acids.
UGCUUUUGGAACUACAUUUCUGGCGCCAAAUUCAAAAAGGAGAGCGGCAAAAAAGAAAAUAAAUGAAAAAUUAGCCAAUUUGAUUGAUUAAUCCCAGCUUAAUCGUUCUUCAAAUAAUACAAUGUUGACGAGAGUGCCAUUCGUGCCAUUAUUAUUUGCAGCCUAUAAAGAUAAAAGCUCCAUUGUUCAAGAUAUGAAAAAUACGAUCGAGACGAUUUUUAUUGCUCUCCAGUGUGGCAUGAUUCUGAUAAAAUCCCGAAUAAUUUAUUUUUCAUCUCAUUCGUCUGUUUGCACUACCCUUUUUCUUCGCAUCACACAUGUAUGCCGUUGUAGUUAAUUGAGAUUGUAAAUAAAAAAAAAAAGAGAAACUCUGUGAUAAGGUUACGCAGGUUAAUUUAUGUUUAAGGCACUUGCAAUCCGUGGAAGAAAUUUUUUUAUGUAAUUUUUACGAGUUGUGUGACAUUGAUUCAUUUCAUAUUUUUGUUAGAAAAGAUUAGGAAUAAUCGAUAGAGAUAUUUUCUUUGAAAGAUUACCCAAAUACCAAAAAAACAAUCUAUAAAAUCUUCUUCGCAUGAGUGGAGUGCCUUAACUUUAAAAUCAUGGUUGGUUUCGUCGGUUGAUUGUCGUGCUCGCUCGCAUAAAAAUUUGGAAGCAAUUAUCAUUAAAUGUGUUGGACUCUGGUGGGUUAGUGACACACGAGACGUCCACCGAGAGUGGAGUAUUUUUCCCCCACAGUCCGUGUCCGCAGCUGUGAGACCAUGAGACUGACGUCAUAUAAAUCUAUCCUCCGAGACAGGAGAGUUUUCGUGGAUUUCCUGGCCAUUCUCUUUGGCAUCGGCUCGUGGAUUGGCAUCAAUUCAACCUUUGUGCAAUUCCCCCUACUUGUGGCAUUAGCUCCUGAGCGAUGGGACCUUCCGUCAUUCAUCGUUGUGAUUAUACAACUGGGCAACCUUGGUCCACUCGCCUACACACUCAUCCAGAAGUAUUCCCCAAAGAAAAUUCUGGAUGCUCAUGUGAUAUACGGGAUACUGGGAAUAGGGUGUAUGGCAGCACUAGCCAUGUGCUUCGUAUACGAUAUAACUGCCUAUGUGGCAGGGAUGCAGAGGAGUGUCUGGUUGUUUGUUGUUGUUUUCUUCCUUGCCCUCGUGGGAUGUUCCAGUUCGGUACUCUUCAUGCCAUACAUGGGACGUUUUAGGGAAAUCUAUCUAAUAACAUACCUCAUCGGUGAGGGCCUCAGUGGCUUCCUACCAAGUACAUUAGCCCUCAUCCAGGGAGUUGGCGGCAAUGACCAGUGUGUUUUGCGCAAUACCACCGAUGGAGGGCAAGAGUAUGAGCUGUACACUCCACCACCGCGCUUUGGAACUGCACAAUUCUUUGCCUUCGUCACCACCUUCAUGGUCGUGAGCUUGGGCGCCUUUGUGCUCCUUGAGAAUCUCAGUGUUUGCAAGAAGGAGUAUGCAGCAGUGAAGAUUGACAGGGGCAAUAAGUAUACGUACGAUGAGUCAUCAAAAAUUAAUGAAAGUGGAGAACAGCUCACUCUCCAGGAAGAUUCGGGAUUCACAAACCUCUCCGUGACAACUUACAGAGCUCUCCUUGUUCUCAUGGGGAUCAUCUGUAUGUUCGGCAAUGGGAUUUUCCCCAGCAUUCAAUCAUAUUCAUGCCUCCCAUAUGGGAAUAUCGCAUAUCACUUAACAGUGACCCUGAGCUCUAUCGCCAAUCCCCUAGCAUGCUUCUUGGCAGUCUUUUUGCCCCACACAUCCAUACGUAUGAUCUCCAUACUCAGCUCAAUUGCCACAGCCAUUGGUGUCUAUGCUGUGGCUACAGCUGUAAUGAGUCCAUCGCCACCUCUCCUUGGCAAUAUUGGAGGAGAAAUCCUUGUGGUUCUAUCGUGGACAGUACUCAAUGGUCUCAUAAGCUACAUGAAACUAUCCAUAACAACAAUAUUCCGCCAACAGGGUGGAAAAUCCUUAGUUUGGGUGGGAGGUGUUUCACAAAUAGGUUCUUUUAGUGGUGCAAUCCUGGCAUUUGUACUUAUAAAUAAUGCUGAGCUUUUUACAUCCUACACACCGACGUGUCCAGCAACGCCAUAAAUAUUGUUUGGCACUAGUUUUGUAUUCCGUUUUAUAGUUUUUUUUUAAAUAAAGACAAUUAGUAUUUAGGAGUCCUAAA